UGUAAUUUAUUCGGUAUAUAAGUUUAAUAUUAUUAAAAUAGAAAUUUAGAACGAUGAAUGUCGAAAGAACGUUCCAAUUUAACUCUACACAACAUACUCCGAAGAAUAAACGCACAAGGCAACUACUCACAAGAGAAGAUACUUUGAACAUUUCGCCAAUUCUCAACGAAACAUCCAUAUUUAAAACAUUGAAUGAUACAAGUUUGAGACAAGUUUUAGAUGAGUCGUCAAUCCUGUUGGGUAAGGGCAACGCUGGAGACGGGCUAACCGAAGCCUUUUUUGAGAUUAUACAGUCGAGCCGCCCAAGUCACGUACUGGAUACGUUAGCGAGGUUAGCCCAAGUCUGCUGUGACUCAUUAGAGCUCGUUGAUCCCUGGAACCGGUACAGCGCGCAAAAUUAUUGGCUAGCGGAGGAAGCCAAUACGUGGAAACUGCUACAUUGUCUAUAUAGCGACUCUAUCUCGGAGCACCCCUCUGCAAUCGAGGAUGUGAUUUUAGCGCCAACAUUAUCACAGCAAGUUUUGGUCGACGGCUUAUUUCAGUGUGAUUCCGAGUUGCGUUUGCUACAACUUCUAGUUGAUUGGCUCGAAGCAACGGCAGCCUAUCAGGAGGAGGCUACUAAAACGGCUGCCCCAGUUAUUGGAAACAAUAUACAGUGGGAAAAUACACUUCACCAGUUACUAUUUGGAGCCAGUUUGUUUAAUAAGGAUUCUAAUAAAGCAAUGAUAACUUGUAUGGACCCGGAUGCCCCGAGGAGACAAAAUAAGUCUAUUCAUUCAAAUGAUCAAAAAGAUGACAAUGAUCUGUGCAAAAGGAUAUUUACCGAGGUUAGAUGUGGCAAAUUCAAGGAAGCUAUUUCACUGUGCAUUAAUGCUGGUCAGGCGUGGCGCGGGGCUGCACUACAAGGUUGGAGGCUCCUACAUUAUACUCCUAACGAGGAGGUCAAUGGAGCCUUAGAAGUUUCUGGAAAUUCCUCCCGAGACUUAUGGAAAUGGUGUGCCCUAGGUAUUGCUAAUAACCCAGCAGAGAAUGUUUAUUACAGAGCAACCAUAGGAGUAUUAUGUGGGCACUUGGCAAGUGCUCUUCCAGCAUGUCAGGGAAAUUGGGAAGACCUACUCUGGGCCCAUUUGAGAGUUCAAAUAGAGACAAGGGUUGAUAAAUUCCUACAUGAACAUCAUCUCACCGCUGAGGCUAACACCACAUCUGCUGAAGUUCUGGAGUUAUUACAAAGUGAACUACAUGUGGAUGAACUGUCACUACAAAAUGUUUUCAGUGCUGUUAAAGCUCUGAUGGAUGGAAAGAGAGAAUCAAACUAUCAAACCUGUCAGAGGCAUUUGAUGCUGGGUAAUGUGAGAAGUGUAAUGCAAGCUUCGCUGCAAUGGUUACACAAUUCAGAAGAAGGUUUCAUAAGAUUCCUGGCACAUUUAACUCUUGUCUUGAGACAGAUGGGCAAAGACCCUCAACAUGACGUUGGAGAUCAGAUUCUGGAAAAAUAUGUUACACAACUCAUCUCUGGAUUGUCUGAAGGAUCCUGCGAAUGGCCUGAGUUGAUAGCUUAUUAUACAUCCACAGUACCAGCUGCUAAGCAAACAGAGCUGUAUGCAGAAUUAAUGGACAAAACCAUAAAGCGUGACCACAAAGAAGGUGUUGUUAAAGCCGGAGUCAUUGCUGGUAUUGAUGUCGCAGCUUCAGCCCGAAUUGCUAUUAAAAAAGCUAUAACUGAUAUCCAAGAAGGUUAUGGGAAUAUAGACAACAGUUGCACCCGUACUACAGCAGUUGAGAAAGAUAAGUCAAUGAUUGCUAAAGGAAUAGCAUCUUUGGAAUGGUUAGCCUUAAUAAAGAACCAACUCCAAGAAGCAUUGUGGCUAAACAAUGAUAUGGUGAGAAUGUUAAUCUUGAUUGGUAACACUGAAGCUGCAAUGUCUUGUAUCAAAAACAUUAGGAACUUGUUUCCUAAUUUCCUCAAUGAUAUUCCAACCAGCACUUCUGAAGUUCGAGAGCAUUUAUGUUUGAAGUCAUAUUUGGAGGCACUGGAAGCUUUUGCAUCCUGGUAUAGACAUUUCAUCAGUGGUCAGCCCAAGGAUGUGGAACCUUUACCCCCAGGAGCUUCAUUUUCAGAUAAAGUACACCAUGAGCAGAGAACUGCACAAGUAGAACAACAGAAGGCUCACUGGAAGAAUGCCAUUCUUCACCAAUCACGCCAUACCAAGAGCCUAUUAUACAAUGUCCUGUUAUUCCCAGGAGGAUGGCUGCAAGACGAAAGUGAUAGCUCAUCAUCACAAAACUUUUCAACUGACGAAAAAGAGGAAAGAUUAAAGCAGUUGGAAUCUCUAAGAAGACUUUGCAUUCCUGAAGUUACAGUUCUAAUUUUAAAAAUCUUGCAAAGUAAUGAUGAUAUUGAUAACCAUAGGGAAGCAUUAAAGAUAAGCCAUUACCUUGCUGCCGAAAAUAGGGGGUUGUAUAAUGUAUUUACUAAAAAUAAACUCCUGGAGGUAUUGGACCGAAUCAAGGAAUCAUCUCUUCUACUUCUGGAGAAGGGUGUUGAUAUGUUUGGAAGUGAAAUGAAUGAAGAUUAAUAAUUCUUUUAAUAAACAGUUUGUAUUUA
Molecule: messenger RNA, 2605 nt
Organism: Aricia agestis (brown argus)
Lineage: Eukaryota; Metazoa; Arthropoda; Insecta; Lepidoptera; Lycaenidae
Gene: Nup107
Product: nuclear pore complex protein Nup107
Exons: 1
Coding region: 54-2576 (840 amino acids)
Biological process (GO): protein import into nucleus; regulation of DNA-templated transcription; post-transcriptional tethering of RNA polymerase II gene DNA at nuclear periphery
Cellular component (GO): nuclear pore outer ring; nuclear pore
Molecular function (GO): structural constituent of nuclear pore
Source: RefSeq, a predicted model, not a curated record